Mesorhabditis spiculigera is the source of this 936-nucleotide messenger RNA. Lineage: Eukaryota; Metazoa; Nematoda; Chromadorea; Rhabditida; Rhabditidae. The record is from the annotation of a GenBank genome assembly.
AUGGCAAGCGAAAGUACGAGGCACUACGCACAGGACAACGCCGAUCGGCCGAUCCGAUUGGCACUUUCCCGCCAAGUUGGAGGCGGAGGACACACAAAGGCCCAUUCCGGCUGCGACGAGGCGGUGCCGACCGGCUCCCUACUAUGCCAAGUGUGCUCCGACCGCGCUUCCGGCUUCCACUACGGGGUCUUUGCGUGCGAGGGAUGCAAGGGCUUCUUCCGGCGCUCCAUCCAGCAGAAGAUCCAGUACCGCCCGUGCGCCAAGGCCCAGGACUGCCCGAUAGUGCGCGCGAAUCGGAAUCGCUGCCAGUACUGCCGGCUGAAGAAGUGUGUGGCCGUCGGGAUGAGUCGUGACGCCGUGCGAUUCGGGCGGGUGCCGAAGCGGGAGAAGGCGCGCAUGGUCGAAGAAAUAGCGCGCUCAUCCGUGCGCUGCCAGGUCGACGCGAUGCGGCUGCAGUUCGAGGAUCCGGCGCUGGUCUUCAAUAGGACGACGCAGGCGUUUGCACGGUUGUUGGAAUCGGCCUCCACUUUGGCCGAGUGCUACUGGUCGGUGGUGGCCACCGUCGCGCCGUCGUGCGCGCAGGCGAUGCCCGGACUACUCGCCGACCUCCGCGGCCUCUCCAUCCUCCACAGUGAGCGCGUGCGCUGCCCAGUGCCUCAGAAGUCGUUCCGUGAGCGGCACGCGUCUCUGGCGUCACUUCUAGAAGGCGGUCCCUCGCUCUGCUCCUCGGCCUCCAGCGUGUCGUCAUGUCCGAUGGGGAUGGACCAGGGAUUGGUGGCAUCGCCGCCAGAAAUUAAGGUCGACAUCUCGCCCCCGGCCUCCAUCGACGGCGAGCUGGACGACGACAAGCCGCUCGACCUAUCGCUAAAGAAGCGCAGUCCCCUAAUUAUCGAAUUCCGUUUUCCAUAUAGUAUAAGCCCAAGCCCAAGUUGCCCU